GCGAUCACGGCAACGGCGGUGGCGAUGUCGCUCGGUGGCGGCAGUAAUAACUACGGUGGCCGAUAGACUACGAUGCGUCCGGCUCUCGGCCGCAGGCAACAAGUGCCCCGACAACUCCGACCCUGAAUCAGUUUUGUUGCGGAAGUUAUUACUAAACUUAGAAAAUCAUUUGUUCUUUGUGGCCCGUUAGGAAGUUACUACACUAUCAAAUAUUAGCUUAAAAGACUCGAGGACCGAUAUGAGCUUUUAAAAUUUUAUUAAGACAACAUUUAAAAUGAGACCGCUGUGAUAUACUUUACCGUUACAAAAUGCUACAAGGUUGGAAAAACAACAUGCUGCGUGUGGUUUGUUAAACAGGUAAACUAAGCUUGUUGGUGCAGCAUAAACGCUAUGCGUUUUGGCAGUGGCAUUUGCACUUGCAGCACAACAAUAACAUUUUUGUUGUGUUGUGCCACCGUGUCGAGUAGACCAUCCACUAUCGGGGUCGGAAGUAAUGGUGGUGGAAAUGAUGGCGGUGGAGGAACCAACGGAGGUUCUGGGGAUGAUGGUGAUGAAAAUCCAGUAGUAGCCACAACUACUGGCUUAGUACGAGGCUAUACGAAGAUCAUAGCUAACCAAGAGGUCAGAGUGUUUACCGGCAUACCAUUCGCCAAACCACCACUAGGACCAUUAAGGUUUCGUCGGCCAGUGCCAGUAGAUCCAUGGCCAGGAGUGUUGAAUGCUACCAAAAUGCCCAAUACGUGUUAUCAGGAGCGGUAUGAGUAUUUUCCAGGAUUCGAAGGAGAAGAAAUGUGGAACCCUAAUACCAAGUUGUCGGAAGACUGUCUGUACCUGAACAUAUGGGUGCCACGCAAACAACGUACGAGACACCAUUCAAAUGCAGCCCAUCACUCAAAGAUACCAGUGUUAGUGUGGAUCUACGGCGGUGGAUAUAUGUCCGGUACGUCAACUCUUGAUAUUUACGAUGGUGACUUGAUGGCUGCAACAUUUGACAUCAUGAUUGCUUCAAUGCAGUACAGACUUGGUGCAUUUGGGUCGCUCUAUUUGGCUCCCGAACUGCCCGAAGACAGUGACGAUGCUCCUGGGAACAUGGGGCUAUGGGAUCAAGCGAUGGCCAUUAGAUGGAUAAAAGCUAAUGCAGAAGCUUUUGGAGCUGAUCCAGACACUAUAACUUUAUUUGGAGAAUCUGCUGGUGGUGGUUCAGUUAGUGUGCAUUUAAUAUCACCUGUCACACGAGGGCUAGUACGACGUGGUAUAUUACAAUCAGGAACAGUUAAUGCACCAUGGAGUUACAUGAGUGGCGAACGAGCUUUAGAAAUAGCUAAAAAAUUGUUGGAUGAUUGUAAAUGUAAUUCGACGGACUUAACAAUCAAUUGGCAUUCCGCUAUGUCUUGUAUGCGUUCCGUUGACGCAGGUACAAUAUCAAAAAAACAAUGGAAUAGUUAUUCUGGAAUUCUGGGAUUUCCAUCGGCACCAACGGUAGAUGGUUUGUUUAUGCCAGAACAUCCUCUGGAUAUGUUAAAAAAAGCAAACUUUUCUGACAUCGAUAUACUCAUUGGUAGCAAUUUAAAUGAAGGUACAUAUUUUCUACUAUACGAUUUUGUGGAUUUUUUCAAUCGAGAGUCAGCCACUCAGCUGACAAAAGAUAAAUUUGAACAUAUUAUUAACGUGAUAUUUAAAGACAGAACACAACUAGAAAGGGAUGCCAUAAUUUAUCAAUACUCUGUAUGGGAAAAAAGAGAACUGGACGACCCUUACUCAAACCAAAAAAGACUGGGUGACAUUGUUGCUGAUUACUUUUUUGUGUGUCCAACCAAUCACUUUGCUAACAUCGUUGCUGACCGAGGAGCCCGAGUCUAUUACUAUUUCUUUACACAUAGAACUGACUCACAUUUGUGGGCCGAAUGGAUGGGGGUAAUGCAUGGAGAUGAAAUGCAGUACGUGUUUGGACAUCCGUUGAAUAUGUCGAUGCCAUACAAUGCUAGAGAACGAGAUUUAAGUAUACGGAUCAUGGAAGCGUUUACUAGAUUUUCAUUAACUGGUACUCCAGUAUCAGAUGAUAUCGAAUGGCCAUUAUACAACGAGUCAAAGCCCAUCUACCAUGUGUGGAACGCAGCCAAGUUGGAAGUGGGCUACGGACCUAGGGCAACUGAGUGCCAAUUCUGGAAUGGCUUUUUCCCAAAAAUUGCCGAGUCAUUGAAAGAAGCUAGUAAAAACGCCUGUGAAGAUUUCAGCGAACUAUUUCCCAAUGUCAACGACAACUACACGUCUAUACAAUUGUCUGCCGCUACUAACCAACAUGUCUUCUCGAUCAUAUGUGUCACCUUAAUGUUGAUAAUAUGUGAGCUAUUCUAAAAAAAAAAAGUAGUGAGAGAGAGAGAGUGAACAUAAAAAUACUUAAAACUUAGAAUUGAAAAUUACUGAGUUAACUCAAUAGGCUAAGGACUGAUGAGCGUGAAUUUCUCAGAACGCCUCCUGCACUGAUGAGGAUACUAAUUAGGUUGAUUAACAAUGCAUAUCAAAUCGUAAAUUACACGUAUCAUUUUAUACAACUAUAGAUUUAUAAUUCAAAAACAACUUAAACGUGAUAUUUAAGUAUUAGACUAAACGUGAUUUAAUGUAUGGUUAAAUAUAUUAGAAUUACAAUAAUGAAUAUUAAAUAAUUAAGUGGAAAUAGCUUUUAACCCUAUUGCAACGACGAGAGGGGACACGUACAAAAUAAAAAACGUGACACGCUCGUUAUAUUAUGUUAAAUUAAGUAAUUAUAAAUAAUUAUAUUUACAUAGUACUAUCUGUUAGACGACUAUAAUACUUAGGAUAUGCGAUUACCGAUAGAGAUUAAAGUGAUCGCAAUAAACUUAUUAUAGUGGUUCAGAGCACGUUCUUUAACCUCAAAUCCAUUUCGUCCAUACACUGGGAUCACGAUAUCAACACUCAGACAAUCUUAGCUCUUUAACGAUUAUUUACAACUAAGUACCAUUUUUAUAGCUCAAUUACGUUUAUAUGUAUAUGUGUGUUUAACAGCUUGAGAACAAAUGUUUUUUGUAUGAAUUUGAUUGUGUUGUAUACUAAUCUAUUUUAAAUGACUCUAUGAAUCAAAGAUGGUUUUUUCAUAUUUUUAUACCCAAAAAUAUAUAGGAACUCGUGAGUUUUUAGGAAUUUUGCAAAAUAUAAUCGUGGUACAUAUCCAUUACAUAUCAAACAAUAUAUUAUUCUGUAUUCACUUAAAUCAAAUAUUUUUUGCCAAAUUAGUACAAAUUUUUUUUUUACGUAUCUUUACUUGGUGAUUUUGUACUGUUACUGAAAUCCAGGCAUAUCAAAAUCAGACUGUUCUUUUGAAAGCAAAUGCAGAAGCUCUUUUUUAAACAAUGCUUUGUAUUUUAAUAUACUAAUUUAUACUUACUUGUAUACCUAAUUUUAUCUAAGACAAU
Molecule: messenger RNA, 3431 nt
Organism: Daktulosphaira vitifoliae (grape phylloxera)
Lineage: Eukaryota; Metazoa; Arthropoda; Insecta; Hemiptera; Phylloxeridae
Product: acetylcholinesterase-like
Exons: 11
Coding region: 391-2355 (654 amino acids)
Biological process (GO): acetylcholine catabolic process; choline metabolic process
Cellular component (GO): plasma membrane
Molecular function (GO): acetylcholinesterase activity
Source: RefSeq, a predicted model, not a curated record